Pollicipes pollicipes is the source of this 2302-nucleotide messenger RNA. RefSeq names its product reticulon-4-interacting protein 1 homolog, mitochondrial. Gene Ontology annotation, molecular function: oxidoreductase activity. Bases 48 to 1265 code for a protein of 405 amino acids. Gene Ontology annotation, cellular component: mitochondrion. The transcript has 9 exons. The record is from RefSeq and is a predicted model, not a curated record. NCBI's taxonomy places the organism in Eukaryota, Metazoa, Arthropoda, Thecostraca, Pollicipedomorpha, Pollicipedidae.
CGACCUGUGGGACAGUGAAGGUGUGAGCACCGAUCUUUAAAUUCAGCAUGGAUUUCCGCUUCCUGGCACCAGCCAGGCUGUUUGCCUGGGCUGGCCGGGCGCGCCAGAGGCGCUCUGUUCACCAUACAUCAGUGCCUACUGAAAUGGCUGCAUGGCAGAUUCACAAAUAUGGGGGACCAGAAGAAUUGGAGCUGACUACCUCCCGCCGGCUGCCGCCCAUCACGUGCCCCACCGAACUGCUGAUCCGCGUGCACGCCGCCAGCGUGAACCCGAUCGACACGGCCAUGCUGGGUGGCUACGGCAGCCGGACAGUGAACGUGAUGCGCCAGCUGACGGGCGCGCUGGAAUUCCCGCUGACCCUGGGCCGUGACCUGUCCGGCGAGGUGGUGGCCGUCGGCGGCAGCGUCAGUCAGUUCCGGCCGGGUGACCUGGUCUGGGCGGCUGUCGGCCCGCAGCGGCAGGGCGCGCACGCAGAGUACGUGACGGCCGCCGCCGACAGCGUCUCCCUCAAGCCGCGCUCUCUGACGCACGUGGAGGCGGCCUCGCUGCCGUAUGUGGCUGCCACCACCUGGUCGGCGCUGGUUGUCACCGGCGAGCUCUGGAACGAGGCGGCGCGCCGCGGCCGGCGCGUGCUCGUGCUGGGCGCCUCCGGCGGCGUCGGCUCACUGGCCGUCCAGCUGCUCAAGGCCUGGGGCUGCGAGGUGACCGCCACUUGUGCCGCCGACGCCGUGCCGCUGGUGGAGUCGCUGGGCGCCGACGUGGUCCUCGACUAUACCUCCCCGCGGGCCGACGAGCACCUCGCGCUCAUGCAGGGGUACGACCUGAUCCUCGACUGCAGCGGCCAGAGCAGCGAGGGCCGCCUGCCAUUGCUCAAGCCGUGGACGUACAGCAAGUACGUGACGCUGUCGCCGCCACUGCUGCGUAACGUCGACGAGGGCGGACUGCUGGCUGGCUCGCUACGUAACGCGGCGCAGCUGGUGCAGAGCAACAUCGCCAGUCACAGCCGGGGCAGCAGCUUCAGAUGGGCUUUCUUCAUGCCAAAUGGUUGUGCUCUGAGACAGAUUAGGGAUCUCGUCGAUGACGGAAAGAUCCGUCCGGUGGUGCAGCACGAGGUGCCGUUCGAGGCGGUGCCGUCGGCGUUCUCCCAGGUCGCGGCCGGUCACAACCGGGGCAAGACGGUGAUCCGGGUGGUGGCGGAGCCGCUACGCUCCAAGGCGAGCGACGACGAUGGCAGCGACGCCGAGCGGCCGCCGCCCGAACCAUGAGGCUCGCUCCACGCCGCUGUUGAGUGUACAAGAAAAGCAGGCAUUGGAACAGGUAGUAUCGCUUGAAAGCUGUUGGGGCUUCAGCCGUCUAAAAUUGGAACACUUUACCAAUUAGGAAAGUUUUGAUAUGGUUGAACUUUGUGCGUCAUGCUGUUUGUCAGAGCUAAUGGUGUGUUAUGUGUAGUGCACGUACUAAUUGGUGCAAGUGCGUGAGGGAGUGAGCAAAAAUUAAGAUGGCAGGAACCAUAUCACUGCUAUCAAAAAGGCCAGACCAACAUCAUCACAACUGCUCAUAUUCCCCACUGCCCUGUUAUUCAACAAAGUAUGACAGUGUACAUCCCUUUUAGGAUGUGAGGGCAAAAUUUAAAACAACCUUCUUGCACUAGGUGUACACUGGCAAUAGUGGCUACCGUGGGUCAAUGAAUCUUAUCACGUAGAGUACGAAGCGCAUUACCUCUGACCAGUGUGCGGGGGUAGAUGUAGGGACGAACCAUUCAUGGGGCCAUGAAGAGGUCUUCUGUGUUCGAGAUAAUAGUAGCAUGCAUUGGCUCGUCAGCAAUCUUCACUUGCUUGUCAGAGCACAACUUUUAUUUCACAUAAAAACCGCGCUGCAAUAGUGAUCGCAGCGCAAGAGGGGCACGUAGCCACGAGCUCUCCAAGCCAAUUCCAGUUUUGCCGCGCUUCCUUUUAUAUUGCUUCCGGAAAGCCAGGAAAAGGACUGUCACCCGGAACUCGAUAAUCGAAAAUCUUCAAACUCUUCGAAGAUCUUUUGCGGCCGGAGGAAAAGGCAUCCACUUGGGGAGUGCGUCUGCAGCUUAAAGGAUUCCUGUUUGAUUUUGGGGAGCUAGAUUUGGCCUUGGUGAGUUCACCCAUAACCAUCUUCCAGAGAGACGUCGUCGUGGGCGUUGUGGAGUAACUCCAGUAGGGUUCGCCGCUGUGAUGUGAUAUGUGGGUGUGUUAUGUCAUUUUUUGUCGCCAUAUCAUGUGUUGUAUUUGUUUCCGCUUCUGAAUGUGAGGAAAAUAAACAUUGAACCAUC